This is a messenger RNA of Echinostoma caproni, 660 nucleotides long. The record is from the annotation of a GenBank genome assembly. NCBI's taxonomy places the organism in Eukaryota, Metazoa, Platyhelminthes, Trematoda, Plagiorchiida, Echinostomatidae.
AUGAGUUUGCGCACAGAAUUGUUCUUCUUCUAUAAUUCACCACGACAACAUCUCCCAUGGACUUCCAGUAGUUCACCCCGGUUGAAUAACACACCACGUGUGGAUUAUUCAGGCUACGAUGAAACCCAACCGGAUCCCGGCAAUCAGAGCGACUUGGGUGCAGGAAAUGAGGGACCGACCACUUUGCCUCGACCGGUAGAAACACUCGAACUGAACGCACCGAUUGUGCACUCCAGCGUGCCAAAGUGUCCGGCACCGCCAAAGCGUGGUCUCUCACUGUUGGGACGUCAACAACAGGAACGCUAUUUUCGAUGGAUGAAUGUGAGUAAGCACAUUUUGUCCCAACUGGGUGAUCGAAUGCACACGAGUGAUCGGUUAUCACGCGUUCGCCGACCACGCUUUUUGGAUUAUCAGUUGGAUGCGACUUGGGAAGAGUUGAUUGAAGACACGUGUCUUGAUCCACGGGAUUGGCAAACGCCCGGUUUGAGAAACGCCUAUGAAACUUGGCUCCAGGUAUGCACUGAAACAAUUAAUACAACACGCAUGCGUACACGUACACACUCACCAGGCACGUUUUGUACACGGUCUCUCAAACAUGACAUAUCGCAAUAUACCGUAGACUACCUUCGAAUCCGUUUUAAAAGAAUGCUUGCAUCUUAG